AUGAAUUCAGAUACAGUAACUACCAAGCUCACCCUGCCUAUGUCAGAAUGUCACUUUGUAUAUCAGCCCAAUACGUCACGCAAAAGGUCAAACCCAGAUGCUGAGAUGAUCACCAAAUAUCGGAAAAUCUCUUCGGGAUCCUCUAAAGUGACCCAAGAAGAUUCUAUGUAUCCGCCUACGAAAUUGAUUUAUCUCUCACUCACUAGGCGUCCAAGUCUCACAGAUGUCUCUGACGACGUCGAUGCGAAUCCUGGUGUUUACCUCUUCAAGCGUGGUGCAUUCAAAUUCAACAUGCGGCUGAUGUACAACCCGUUUGCCCCGUCGCAAGCUAGAGCAGGGUAUCUGUGGAAGAAAUCACAGACAUUCAUUGACGCUCUCAAGCAGGAUAGUAAUCGGCGAACUGAAGAACGAACUGCCAAACAAGUCGCAGAUCCUAGAGAUCUGGUGGUAAAUAUAUUGAAAGAGAAUGUGGAGCUCGAUCAGAAACAUUGGUAUGAUCCGACUCUAUCAUGGGUUACGAGCAAAAAGUCGGAAUUAGGUUUGACAGAUGAGGAUUUCUUGCUCGAAACUGUAUACACUCAAACCGAGUACGAGGAGCCUGAGCCAAUCACUAGGAUCCCAGACGAGUACAAACCGAGGAGCACACAAGAACUACUUGAAGAGCUAAAGACGUUCGCAGGGUUCACUUUGGCCGAUUUUCACGUUCCGUUGACAUCCUCGAAAGCACCAGUUGGCUCUAUACUAUGGCCAGUCAAUAGACCAUACAGUUUUUUUGCAACUGAUUCUUAUCCACAAGAAAAAGCUGAAUAUUGA
This is a messenger RNA of Kwoniella botswanensis, 813 nucleotides long. RefSeq lists its product as uncharacterized. NCBI's taxonomy places the organism in Eukaryota, Fungi, Basidiomycota, Tremellomycetes, Tremellales, Cryptococcaceae. The record is from RefSeq and is a predicted model, not a curated record. Bases 1 to 813 code for a protein of 270 amino acids. The transcript has a single exon.